This is a messenger RNA of Anneissia japonica, 412 nucleotides long. RefSeq names its product angiotensin-converting enzyme-like. Lineage: Eukaryota; Metazoa; Echinodermata; Crinoidea; Comatulida; Comatulidae. The annotation marks the transcript as partial. Gene Ontology annotation, molecular function: metallopeptidase activity; peptidyl-dipeptidase activity. The transcript is spliced from 3 exons. The record is from RefSeq and is a predicted model, not a curated record. Gene Ontology annotation, biological process: proteolysis. Gene Ontology annotation, cellular component: plasma membrane.
AUCCAGUUUCAAUUUUACGAGGCGAUGUGCAAUGCAGCCAAUCAUACAGGACCGUUAUAUAAAUGUGAUUUCUAUGAAUCGAAAGAAGCCGGACAACUUCUUGGUAAUAUGUUGGCGCUUGGACGAAGCAAGCCGUGGCCAGAAGCAAUGGAAGCCAUUACUGGACAGCGGGAAAUGUCAGCAGAGCCGCUACUGCGAUACUUUGAAUCUUUGAAACAAUGGCUAGAGAAAGAAAAUGAACGCAACAAUGAAUAUAUUGGAUGGGAAAAGACAUGGAGACCAUAUGAUGUCAGUGCAUCUUUUCGGCUGGUGCCUCUUGGUUAUAGCUGUUUCAUACUUUUUGUGCUGUCCCUAAUAUUUGGAAAAUGAAAAGUUUGCAUAUAUAGUAUAGACUAAAAUUGAAAAAAAAAAU